Lycium ferocissimum is the source of this 1125-nucleotide messenger RNA. Its product is annotated as F-box protein CPR1-like. Lineage: Eukaryota; Viridiplantae; Streptophyta; Magnoliopsida; Solanales; Solanaceae. The transcript has a single exon. The record is from RefSeq and is a predicted model, not a curated record. Gene Ontology annotation, molecular function: protein binding. Bases 1 to 1125 code for a protein of 374 amino acids.
AUGGCAACAUUUCCAUUGGAUGUUGUUGCCGAAAUCCUAUGUCGACUACCUGUUGAUUGUGUCUUAUGUUGUAGGUGCGUAUCAAAAUCUUGGUUGGCUCUUAUUGAUAGUCCUGAGUUUUUUAAAUUGCAUGUCAAAUAUUCAGUGAACACCAAUUUUAACCUUUGGUUGAUCUUGAAUUGUUUUGGAUAUAGAAAUGGUUGCUUUAAGUCCCUAAACUUUGAUUCUCUCAACUCCAGAGUUGUUACUCCCAAAGAAUUGACCAACCCUUUAAUGUCUUAUGAGUCUAAUACCAAGAUUCUAAUACUGAUUUGGAAGAGAUUACCUUAUGGAACCCCGUCAACAAGGAAAUACAAGAACUUACCAUUUCUCAAUCAUCUUAAUGUUAAUCUUGGUUUGGGGUAUGAUGUUAUCAAUGAUGACUAUAAGGUUGUUAGAAUUGUGCAAUUUUUGGGUUCUGAAAAAGGUUCUGUUCGCUCUGAUGUUUAUGUUUAUAGUUUGAGAUCAAGUUGUUGGAGAGGGGUUGAUGAAGAACUUGUUAAUUAUUACAUUCGACAUGAAGAUCAAUCGGGUACAUAUCUAAAUGGUUCACUGCAUUGGAUUGCUCGUGGUAUGAACAAAUUAGAACCACUGAUUGUUGCUUUUGAUCUUGGAACUGAAAAGUGGCGACUUGUACCGCAUCCCCCUUAUACUGGUACGCGUUUCAUUGUGAAGUUGAAGUUGGUCGUAUUGGGAAGCUCUCUUUGUGCAUACUAUCGCUAUUUAGAUUCUUAUGAGGAUUUGGGGUAUGUGGAAGUUUUAGACCAUGUGGACAUAUGGGUAAUGAAGGAAUAUGGAGUUAAUGACUCGUGGACUAUGGUUGCAUCACUUGAACAACCAGAUAAGCAAAUUGGUCGUACAGUGGUCCCACUUGCAUAUUCGAAGAACGGAGAGGAAAUUCUUGUGGAACAAAAUAAUAGGCGAUUCAUGUUGACUAGUAUUAACGGGGACUACGUAAAGAUUUUUGAUACUGAAAUUGGGACGUUACAUGGCUUUGAAGUACAUUUCAAUAGUUAUGUUUAUGUGGGAAGACUGGGAAGCACUUUUGUUACAGAGAUUAACUUGCCUAGGAUACGUAGUACCUAG